Saprolegnia diclina VS20 is the source of this 1101-nucleotide messenger RNA. RefSeq lists its product as hypothetical. Gene Ontology annotation, cellular component: plasma membrane; endoplasmic reticulum membrane. Gene Ontology annotation, molecular function: glucosidase activity. NCBI's taxonomy places the organism in Eukaryota, Oomycota, Saprolegniomycetes, Saprolegniales, Saprolegniaceae. The coding region runs from base 1 to 1101 and encodes 366 amino acids. The record is from RefSeq and is a predicted model, not a curated record. The transcript has 4 exons. Gene Ontology annotation, biological process: (1->6)-beta-D-glucan biosynthetic process.
AUGAAGCCGGUCACGACGCUCGACCCGAUCCCCGACAUUCGCUUCUACCCGACGUGGCCGGGGCUUUGGCUCAUGGGCAACCUCGGCCGCGCGCUUUUCGCGGCCUCGACCAACCGCAUGUGGCCCUGGACGUACAACGAGUGCACGGAGCUCUCACGCAAAAACCAGCGCAUCUCAGCGUGCAAUGACAACCCUGGCUACGGCCUCAACCCGAACCAAGGCCGCGGGUCCCCCGAGAUCGACAUCCUCGAAGGCGGCGGCACGGCGAUUUCGUCGUCCGUGCAGAUUGCACCGGGCAUGCCGGACGACUAUCGACUGACAACGCCGCUUCUGAAAUACGAAAACUCGUCCAACGUCGACGCCCAAGGGCGGCAUGGCGGCUUUAUCGAGAUUGCGAUGAAGCUGCCCGGCGCCACCAACAAGGGCUCGCAGAACCCCCACGUGACGGGCCAAAAGUGGACGCAGCAAGGCAUGAAGCCGGUCACGACGCUCGACCCGAUCCCCGACAUUCGUUUCUACCCGACGUGGCCGGGUCUCUGGCUCAUGGGCAACCUCGGCCGCGCGCUUUUCGCAGCCUCGACCAACCGCAUGUGGCCGUGGACGUACAACGAGUGCACGGAGCUGUCGCGCAAGAACCAGCGCAUCUCAGCGUGCGAUGACAACCCUGGCUACGGCCUCAACCCAUACCAAGGCCGCGGGUCCCCCGAGAUCGACAUCCUCGAAGGCGGCGGCACGGCGAUUUCGUCGUCGGUUCAAAUUGCACCGGGCAUGCCGGACGACUAUCGACUGACAACGCCGCUUCUGAACGACGACGACUGCACGGUCGUUACAAGCUUCACAGGCAGAUGCGUGGACCGACGCUGCUCGUGCGUGACGGCGUGGACCGGACCCCGGUGCACCAAGUACAGCAUUGGCGGAUCCUCGUCGUAUGGCCCGUCCGUGUCGCUCGCGGUGGGCCUCGUGGCGUUCGUCGUCGUGGCGUCUCUGGGGGCCUUUAUCAUUCGCCGCAAGCGGCGCGGCGACACGACGCUAAACAAGCAAAUGGCCAUCUUCGCCAAAGCACAACGCGAAGAGUCCCGCAACAGCCGCGCCGCCAUCUAG